Molecule: messenger RNA, 678 nt
Organism: Emericellopsis atlantica
Lineage: Eukaryota; Fungi; Ascomycota; Sordariomycetes; Hypocreales; Bionectriaceae
Exons: 3
Coding region: 1-678 (225 amino acids)
Source: RefSeq, a predicted model, not a curated record
AUGGCUUCAACAUAUUCAGAGGAUAUCAAGCAAGCGAUAAUUCAAGAUGGCUUUUGGACAUUGGAGGAUGCAACCGUCGGCAGACACAUGGAUGAAAUCGUCCGUGACGACUUCCGGAUCCAGACCGCCAAAGGAAUGAGUCUGUGCAAGGUGGCUGCUCUGGAUAACUUGCUUGUUCGGCCAGUUCUCGAGUCGUUCUUCGACCGUUCAAUACUCGCAUUUUACAGAAAGUUUGGAAGGACGAAGGGAACACAUUUCAUUUUACCCGCUCCUCAGCUAAGAAUUCUUGUGGUUCUUGUCUGGUCAAGUGGCUCACGGAUGAUCUUGCACGCUGGUUCUCAUCGCCACGACCUCCCCGCAACGAUGGGGGGGAAUGGAUUUUUCGCGAUCACUGAUGACGCGCUCCCAAUACCUGGGAUAAAGGCUAGGUCGGUGGAGAUGAAGGAAGGUGGACUGGCCAUUGUACACUCGCGAACUAGCUGGAAAAUCGAAGAAGGGAAGCUCAUCAUGCUUGGCUUCAUGAUUCCGGAUGAGGUUCCGCAUUGGAAGGAGAUGCCCAUCCCGGUAGAUUUGAAAGAUAUAGUAAUGGAGAUGGCUAGCGACACAAUUGGCAUAAAUGCUGUCUUUUUUGAUCCGGCCGAUGGAAAUGAGAUACUUCAAGAGGAGGGACAAAGGUAG